CGGCUAAAAUGCGGGAAAAGUGAAAAAAAACGUAAACAAAGAUUUAAUUAACAGUAAGUGGGAGCGCCAGUGGUCUAGUCUCGUUUACUUCUAGACUUUAACAACAACGAAAAUGGUUCUUGACAAAUCUUCUAGCAAUGUGAAACGAAAACUUGCAGACCAGAGUAAAGGUCAGCCAGCUAAGAGGAAGAAGGGAUCAUCAUCAGAUGAUGAUGACUACAGUGGCAGCACAUUUUUCUCUGAGGCAUGUAAACGUGCAGGACUACAGCUUAAAAAUGGCAGCAAGUACAACAGGCUCGCUAUGGAUCAAGCGGUAUUUCAGAAAAAUCUGUUGAAAGAGUUACGUGGUAAAAGUGGAAAUGGUGUGGAACAGUUUGUUGAAGGAUUUCAGGAGUAUAUAGAAGAGCCCAAACGGUUGCACAGAAGUCUGCUGCCAACAGUAACAUCACCAGACUGUGAUAGUGCUAGAGGUGGAUUCCAAGAAAGUGUUGUAAAAAUUCUGAUGGGAGUUGACGUGAUACAGCCUCCGUUGAUGACAGUAUUACUGGAAAAGCUUCCAGAGUUUACUGGGGAAGAAGAUUGUGUAAUAUUAGAGCAAGGACAGAAAGUGAACAUACCUCACUUACUUCUCUCACAGUUCCAAUGGCUGGAUCAUGUUGUCAACAGCAAGGAAGUAACUGAAAAGUUAUUGGAGAUGGUGUCAAUCACUUGUGAAGAUGUUCAAAGGGAGAUAAUCUCAUGCUUGCCUGAUAUUGUUCAAGACUCUGAGCACACGCAGGUUGCUAUAGCUUUGAGAGAUCUUAUGAAUGAGAAUCAGCAGUUGACUGUGACAGUUUUAGAUGCAAUGUCUAACCUCAUACUGACUCCUGGCUUACUGUCAGAGGUUCGUGACUCUGUACUACAGUCAUUAGUGUCAGUGGAACUGGAGGAUUUACCUGUACUUAUCAAGUUCUUGCUGCAGUCUGUGACUGGUGUAGAUGCUCUUCAGGUCAUAACAGAACUGAGGGCAAACUUGGAGUUUGAUACAUCUACUGCCAAAAAAGGGAGCGGGAGUAAGAAAAAAGGGUCAAGUGGUGUAGAUCCUACCUCCAGUGAAGAUGUUGAGUCAAUUAUUCUAGAGACAGUGAAGUCUGCGGUACGGUUUCAGAGGCAUGUUGGUGAUGCCCUUAUAAAAGUGCUGAAGGGAUAUUUCCAGUCAUUACUAAGUCUGUCUGAGGUUUUACUGAGGUCUCCGGAACUACCGGUGUCGUAUUUUGGAUCAGCUCUGUACAAACAGACGUUCCUCGCCUUUGAUGCAUAUCAUCAACAGGAGAUUGUAGGCAACCUUGUAGCACAUAUAGGCAGUGGAUUGGAGGGAGAGAUAGAUGCAUCACUAGAUAUUCUAGCGUACCUGGUCAACCACCAUUUACAGCAAAUGGCUCCUUUUGCUAUCCUUGUAAAGAGUGUAUUGGACUACCUUGAUAAUCUUUCAGUGUGCCAGAUCAGAAAACUCUACUUCAUGUUAAGUGCUUUAGCCUUCAAGAAUCCCCAGGAAGGAGGUCUGAUACAGGAUGACCUACAUAUUGUGAUCCGAAAGCAGCUUUCCAACAAUAACCCCAAGUACAAGAGAAUGGGUGUCAUAGGGGCUGUGAUGAUCGUGAGCUGUAUAGCACAGAGCAGCAAUACUGAAGAGAGUACAGAGAACUCGUGCACACAAGAGGAGCUCAGUGAUGACCUAUAUAAACAAGUGACGAGCCUGCUGACCCUGGUUCGAUCGAGUAGCAGUAAAUCUCCGGAAGCCUUCUCUCUCUUUAUGGAUGAACUGUCCACCAUCAUAGCACAGGGAAAACUUCAGUCUAAAGUUGAGGAUUGGAUAAGUGAGAAUUUAACAUUAGACUUCCAGGAAUCAUUCGUUGUUGAUAUAGUGGAUGGUGUCCCUGACGAAAGUGGCAAUAUACCUUUAUCCAGUCAGCAUGGAUUAAAUGAUGAGAGUGAAGCAGAAAUUGCCAUUAAUCUGCUACCAUUGGUGGUACAGAAACAUAACUGCAGAACUGCACUCACUGCUUACACUGAAAGUGCAGUAACAGACCCACUAUGUCUUUCCCCAUCUGUAAGGUUAUUGAGAAUGUGUGAAGAAAGACAGCAUGGAACUCUGGAAGGUAUCGACGCUCUACUCGGAUGUCCGGUGUACUUGACGAAGGAAGAUGUGUAUGAGAAGUUUGAGCCGUUGUCCCAGAGAGAAAAGGAGAUCAUCAUCUCCUCACUGUUUUAUUGUAUUAACUGGUUUAUAGAGAUGGUAAAUGGCUUUUCGAUCCAGUCAGAUGCAGAAACUAAAGCCAAGGUGAUCACAAGACUGCAAAAUAUAACCCAGCUACAGAAGAUACUUCUAACUUGCUUGUCAGAAACACCCAAUUUUAAGCCCCCACUGGCCAAUUUUGACUUAGAUGAAGCAGUUUCGCCAUCAGUAAGUACUGGAACUACUGGUAAGGGAGAGACAAAAAAGAAAGCUCGGAAAGGAAGGAAGACAGUAGGAAAGAAAGUAGACAAGCCGACUUCAGACAGUGAUGAAAAUAGUAGGGACAGUUCACAGUUAAAUAAUACAACAUUGAACAACACACAGGCAGCUACCCAGAAUCCUGAAGCAGUAGAAGGCAAGGAUAGCAAGGCUGCAGUCAGUUUAUCAGCUUAUAAACCCUUUUUCAGGGAGCUGGAUAUUUCUGUGUUUACCAUUUUAAACACUGGAUCCAUCAGACAGUCUAUGCUUGAUUCUGACAUGAAUACUAAAGGUGUAACAGAGCUGUCUCUGGAGAUGGCCCAGGUCAACUUUCUGAUGGAAGACCUUUGCAGAAAACUGGAACAUUCCCUGCUAGCCUCAGCUUCAAAAAGGAAAACUUUUUUCAAAGUAAAGGCAGAGAAGAAGAUUGGAUUUUCAAAUUUGGAUCAGUUAACUCCAUUUCAGGUUGCAACAAAAGUUGUCAAGUUGUUACCUGCCCUUUGCAACCACCUUGAAGGGGCUAGUGGUUUCUUCCAGACGUUGAUUGCAGACAAUGACGGUAUGUUAGAUGGUCCAGGAAGUCACAGUCCGGAGGCGCAGAUGUCAGCAGUCUGCUUUCAACAGCUGUUACAGGCCCUUCUCUCUAUCUUCUCAUGGAAUGGUUUCCAGAUGGUGGAGAAUCGUGAUUUACUGAAGGAGGCUCUGGGGGUCCUUGUACAGAGAAUUAAAACAUCGGGACAUUCACAGAUGUCUUUGAAAGAUCUUGUCAAGACAGCGAUAAAGUAUAUAUCAAAUUUUGCAAACACGGUACCUGAUAUCAGUACUGCAGUAGCGUUGCUGAAAGUGCUCACCACUCUCUGUGAGAAAACUGAGGACCGACAACUCACAAAAACCCUUGUUCCUAUUUCUGAGGAGUUUCUGAAGAGAGAAUGGUUAGGUCAUGAUGGACAACGAGAAAAAGGAAGCAAGUUCAAUGAACAUUUGCAUAUCAUUAUUAAGUCAUUCAUUGUUAAUUCAGAGGAUCCACUGACAGCUAUUGAACCUAUAGCAACUAAAGCUGUACAGGAAUUGCUAGAGACUGAUAAAAAUGGCUGCUCAGCAACAUUCCCCACCAUGAGCAGAUCCUCCUAUACUGUGUAUUACCGUGUGUUAUUCAGUGAACUUAUCGAGGCAGCAAAAAAUAUACCUCCAGUCAAACAGUCAGAUCUUCUAGAUACAUGGAUGGACAGGUUGUUACGGUGGAGCGUUGCUGUCCGUAUAUUCCACAUUCUUGUCAACUUAGUCAAGACCUUUGAUGGAAGAGGAAAUUUGGGAACAUGUAUCAAGUAUGGCAGAUUUUUUGUGGAAGUUUUCCUGAGACUUGGAAUGCCUUUGUUAGACCAUAUGUUUAAAAGUCGCAGACAGGAUAUACUUGGACUUCUGAAAAACUUGCAACUGAGUACACGAGCACUGCAUCACUUGUGUGGCCAUUCAAAAAUCAUGAAAGAUUUGGCAUUGACGAACAAUGUGCCAAUGUUGAAGCGAUCACUAGAGGUGUUUGUUUUUCGUGUAAAAGCCAUGCUAACUGUCAAUAAAUGUCUCGAGGCUUUCUGGAUGGGAAAUCUGAAAAACAGGGAUCUUAAGGGAGAGGAGAUUUUAUCUCAGUCGUCAGUGAUAUCAGAGCAAGGUGGUGACAGCGAUGGGGAAACGUUACCAGAUGAGGAUGACCUCAGUGAUGUGGAGCUGGAUAAUGAAGGCAGUGACAACAACGAAGUUGAAGAGAACGACAUUACGGAUCCUGAAGGUUCUUACAGUCAAGCUUACUGAUGUGCAAUGUGAAAAUGACAUAAUUGAUUCAGGCUUACUGAUGUGCUGUGUGAAAAGGACAUAAUUGAUUCAGACUUACUAAUGUGACAUUAGAGAGAAAGACAUCACCCACGUUUAAGUUUGCUUGUAAGCUCAAACAUUAGAGCCAAGGGCAUAAACAUCUACCAAUUAUAUCUGUCAAUUUACGUCCUUGGUAGAGCAAAGAAUCUGAGAAGAAGAUUGUGGGUUUGAAUCUUUUUGGGAAUAAAAGUAUGUUUAUAAGCAUAUAUUCAAGGUAAAAGCAUACUUAAUUUGUUGCCGUUUUGUUAUGUUCUGUAUGACUAUUUGAACUUGCAUGUUUAUAUGAUUGUUGACAUAUGAGCCGUGCCAUGAGAAAACCAACAUAGUGGGUGUGCGACCAGCAUGGAUCCAGACCAGCCUGCACAUCCGCGCAGUCUGGUCAGGCUCCAUGCUGUUCGCUUUUAAAGCCUGUUGGAAUUGGAGAAACUGUUAGCGAACAGUAUGGAUCCUGACCAGGCUGGUCUGGAUCCAUGCUGGUCGCACACCCACUAUGUUGGUUUUCUCAUGGCACGGCUCAUAUAUCUGUUUAGUUAUUUUUACAAUUGAAACUGACCAGUACUGAUGAUCAUAAGAUGUUAGUGUAUAUUAAAAGAAAGAGACAGA
Messenger RNA from Mercenaria mercenaria, 4942 nucleotides. Its product is annotated as Fanconi anemia group D2 protein-like. Gene Ontology annotation, molecular function: DNA polymerase binding. Lineage: Eukaryota; Metazoa; Mollusca; Bivalvia; Venerida; Veneridae. Gene Ontology annotation, cellular component: nucleus; condensed chromosome. The record is from RefSeq and is a predicted model, not a curated record. The coding region runs from base 113 to 4279 and encodes 1388 amino acids. The transcript has 43 exons. Gene Ontology annotation, biological process: homologous chromosome pairing at meiosis; double-strand break repair involved in meiotic recombination; interstrand cross-link repair.